This is a messenger RNA of Cinclus cinclus, 375 nucleotides long. It is a transcript of the gene NPS, whose product is annotated as neuropeptide S. Gene Ontology annotation, biological process: positive regulation of synaptic transmission, glutamatergic; neuropeptide signaling pathway; positive regulation of synaptic transmission, GABAergic. The coding region runs from base 139 to 375 and encodes 78 amino acids. NCBI's taxonomy places the organism in Eukaryota, Metazoa, Chordata, Aves, Passeriformes, Cinclidae. The transcript has 2 exons. The record is from RefSeq and is a predicted model, not a curated record. Gene Ontology annotation, cellular component: extracellular region.
GAGCAGGUAAAGGCACCGCGGGGUUCUUGGUUACUCUCUGUUCUUAUUUUGCUUGAUUUUUGGUCCGAAUUUUCAUUAAUCUCAGCUUUGCUUUGAAGUCUGUGCAGGUUAAACUUGGUUUUCAUCCUGUGGAUCUCCAUGACGUUGGUGUGCUCGGGUUUCCCAGCUGGCCCUUCCAUGAGCACCAACCCUUUCUAUUUGACCUGCCAGCUGUUGGGGAAAUGGGAUUCGUGCCUGGUGCUGCUGAGCAGCUGCCUCUCCCAGGUGGGCAGGGAUGAGGAGCUGCCUCUUGGGAAGCUUCUCCACAAAAGGUCCUUCCGCAACGGCGUCGGAGCGGGAAUUAAAAAAACUUCCACACGAAGGGCAAAGUCCUGA